Messenger RNA from Acaromyces ingoldii, 1876 nucleotides. RefSeq names its product putative delta-1-pyrroline-5-carboxylate dehydrogenase. The record is from RefSeq and is a predicted model, not a curated record. Gene Ontology annotation, cellular component: mitochondrial matrix. The transcript is spliced from 3 exons. Gene Ontology annotation, molecular function: L-glutamate gamma-semialdehyde dehydrogenase (NAD+) activity. Lineage: Eukaryota; Fungi; Basidiomycota; Exobasidiomycetes; Exobasidiales; Cryptobasidiaceae. The coding region runs from base 26 to 1681 and encodes 551 amino acids.
CCCAUCUCUGACUCCCUCGCUCAUCAUGUCGCACCCAGUGACCCAGCACGGUCUCUUUGAGAUCCCUCCUGUCAACAAUGAGCCCAUGCGCAACUACGAGGCAAAGUCAGCCGACCGCGCGGGCCUCCAGGCUGCUGUCGACGCCAUGAUGGCCAAGGGCACCUUUGAGGUCCCUUGCAUCAUCAACGGCCGCGAGGUCAGGACCGGACGCAAGAGCAAGCAGGUCAACCCGUCGGACCACGCCAAGGCCCUCUGCGAGUACCAUGAGGCGGACGAGGCCCUCAUUGGCGAGGCCAUCAAGGGCGCUCUCGAAGCCAAGACGGCGUGGGAGCACAUGCCGUGGAACGAUCGAGCAGCCAUCUUUCUCAAGGCGGCCGACCUGCUGGCUGGCAAGUACCGCUACGAGGUCAUGGCCGCCACGAUGCUGGGCCAGGGCAAGAAUGUUUGGCAGGCCGAGAUCGAUGCGGCCGCCGAGGCUUGCGACUUUCUCCGCUUCGGCAUCAAGUAUGCCGAGCAGCUGUACAGCAUCCAGCCCCCCAAGAACUCGCCAAAUGUCUGGAACAGAGUCGAGUACCGUCCCCUCGAGGGCUUUGUCCUGGCCGUGUCGCCGUUCAACUUUACUGCAAUCGGCCUCAACAUCCCCUGUGCGCCUGCCAUGGUCGGCAACGUUGUCGUCUGGAAGCCAAGUCCGAUGGCAACCUACUCCAACUACCUCGUCUACAAGAUCCUCGAGGAGGCCGGCCUCCCCGCGGGCGUCAUCCAGUUCUGCCCCGGCCCCCCCGAGCCCAUUGUGGCAACGGCCAUCAACCACCGCGAGUUUGCCUCGCUCCACUUUACCGGCUCCACCUUUGUCUUCCGUAACCUCUGGAAGCAGAUUUCCAACAAUCUCGACAAGUACCGCGGCUACCCCAGGAUCGUGGGCGAGACUGGCGGCAAGAACUUCCACCUGGUCCACAAGAGCGCAAAUGUCGAGUCGGCUGUGCACCAGACCAUUCGUGCCGCGUUCGAGUACCAGGGUCAAAAGUGCAGUGCAUUGAGCAGGCUGUAUGUGCCCAAGAGCAUGUGGAACGCAAAGGGCGGCUUCAAGGAGCUGCUGCAGAAGCACGUCGGCGAAAUCUCCCUGGGGCCCGUCAAUGAGUUCCAGCACUUUAUGGGACCCGUCAUUGCCCGGCACUCCUACGACAAGAUCAUGGGCCUCAUCGAUGCAGGCAAGAAGGCCGGUGGCCAGAUCAUCACUGGCGGCGUCGGAGAUGACUCAAAGGGCUUCUUUGUCCAGCCCACCGUCAUUGAGACGACGGACCCGGGCUCGGUGACGAUGGUCAACGAGAUCUUUGGCCCCGUCCUGACCGUGUACGCGUACGACGACGACAAGUUCGAGGAGACCUGCCACCUGAUUGACUCGACGACCGAGUACAGCCUGACGGGCGCCAUCUUUUCCACGGACCGCGCGGCGCUCAUCAAGGCGAGCAACCUGCUGCGCAAUGCCAGCGGCAUGAUGUACUACAAUGACAAGUGCACUGGCGCAGUCGUCGGCCAGCAGCCGUUUGGUGGCGCCAGGGCCUCAGGUACCAACGACCGAGCCGGCAGCAUGGCCCUGUUGCUCCGCUUCACCUCUGCACGAACUAUCAAGGAGUCCUUCGUCGACAUUGGCCACUACUCAUACCCGUCCAACCACGACUAGGGUGUCUCCGUAAAAGAAGACUACUGGCCCUCGCUCGUCUUCGCGUCGAUGGACACGCAUUAACACCGUCCAACAGGUUUUCUCUUUUCCCCUCCCCCGCAUCCUGCGUCGUCGGGCACGCCUUAACACUGCCCUCUUCAUUUUCCGCAUCUGUAAAACAAACGGCAUCGCUUCCCUUAAUGUCCAUAUAUCAGC